UGUGAGUGUAUUUUGUUGAGAAGAGAUGGGUCUUGUGCGAUCUUCAAUACAACUAAAAACACUUUUAAUAAAGACGGAAUUUGUGUUGAAAUAGAACAUGCGGAAGUGAUCAAUCAAAAGAGUGUUGUUUCGUGUAACAGUGGAUAUCACACAAAUACAACAACAUGCAUCAAACGUGGAGAUGUGUACCCAAACACUUUAAUUUGUGAAUACCAAAAGUCGACAAAAUGUGACUCGUUAAGUGAAAUGAACACCAACAAAACAUGUGAGUUGACCAAUUGCGAACAUCCAAAUGACUUGAAUGGAAAAUGUACAACCGAGUUGUUAAAUUGUCAAAGUGUUUUAAACGCCAAAUGUGUUGAAUGUCCAAAUAAAAUGCUUUUAAAUGGUGAAACAUGUGUUUUAAAUGAUGAUGAAAAGUGUAUUAAAACGUACACGAGUGGCUGUGCUAGAUGCGGAUUUGGGUUUUAUUAUAAUUUAAUAACACAAAGAUGUGAAACAUGUGACUCAAAUUGUGAGACGUGUUAUUAUAAUUCGACGUUCUGUAUGAGUUGUCGAAGUGGUACAUUUUUGAGUGAACACGAUUGCAUUACAAAUGAAGACUUAAGAGACAUUUGUAUGCAAUUUGUACCAUCUGGAGGGUGUGUAAAGUGUGUAAAUGGGUAUUACAGAAACGGACUUUCUUGUGAUAAAUGUGAUGUAAAAUGUGAGAGUUGCUACAACACUCAAAAGUGUCUCACUUGUAACACUACAAAUUACAUGACGAUUAAUAACGAUUGUAAGCCACAAAAUUGA
Entamoeba invadens IP1 is the source of this 795-nucleotide messenger RNA. Its product is annotated as tyrosine kinase, putative. The annotation marks the transcript as partial. The transcript has a single exon. Lineage: Eukaryota; Evosea; Mastigamoebida; Endamoebidae. The record is from RefSeq and is a predicted model, not a curated record.